This is a messenger RNA of Pelobates fuscus (common spadefoot toad), 1112 nucleotides long. Its product is annotated as protein S100-A16-like. The transcript has 3 exons. The record is from RefSeq and is a predicted model, not a curated record. Gene Ontology annotation, molecular function: calcium ion binding; calcium-dependent protein binding. Lineage: Eukaryota; Metazoa; Chordata; Amphibia; Anura; Pelobatidae. Gene Ontology annotation, cellular component: perinuclear region of cytoplasm. The coding region runs from base 450 to 740 and encodes 96 amino acids.
UCUAUUCUUGUGAGGACAACUUCAGUCAGGCCCUCUACUCUACCCUGACCUGCAACAGGUUCAGUGGAGGAGUGCAGGCUUCUCUUAUAUCUUUUCUUCUAUCCAGGCCCUGACCCUUUAAAAUCUGAAGGUUUUUGCAUGGUCGUACAUUCUCACUUCUUUCUAGCAGGUUGCACUCUCUGCCCUGGCUUUAACACGCGUGGGCGCGCUUCUUUUCCCGCUGAGGACGUUGUGCCGCUAGCCGGAACCUCCAUCAGAUAUCAGGAACACUCUGCAGGGAAGAAUGAUGCUACCGGAGGCUCCCUGUUAGAGUUGGAAGCCCCCCAACAUGAAUUUAAGCAGAUUCUCAACCAGGAUUCCGCUCUCAGCGAAUUCCUCCGGACGGGACCGUCAUUGUUUUGUGGACAUCAUUGCGGCAGGAACAGAGGUCACAGUAGUGGUUGCCUACCAUGGCGUCUGACUCUAGCAAAUUGGAAGAUGCCAUUGAACUACUGGUGCGCAAUUUCUAUAAACACGCCGGAGGAAAUGACAAGAUGAACAGGGAGGAAUUCCGAAAGAUUAUCACGCAGGACCUUCACCACAUCCUCACGUAUACUGAGGACAAGGAAGCUGUCGACAAACUCAUCAAGUCUGUGGACAAAGACAAGGACAAGAAGAUCAGUUUUGAUGAGUACUGGACUCUGAUUGGAAUGAUUGCCAAGAUGCUGAGCCAAUAUAGUGCAAUGCAGUGUCAAGAAUGACACUAAAGAACGAGGAACAUUGCAGUCCUCCAUCAAACUGAGCAGGACGCUCCACAUAGAUCAUGGGAUCACAAAUCUGAGGCUACAGUAUUUUGGUUUCCAAUCCGGUUAGGUUAAAAUUUUCACUUUCAUUGUUUACACAAACUUCACUUUGGAUAUAUGUUACUAGAGCCAAGGAACAAGUCCAUGAAUAUCUCCUCCUAUCCGUGACCUUGUUAUGCUGAAUGAUCAAAUUUCCUAUCGACUCCUAUUAAGGCUUCUUGUUUUAUUAUCACUAUUAUACUUCUAAUUUGUAAGGCACAUUACAGCCGAUACAUAAUAGUGUACGGGUGGAAUAUAUACGCACUGGUGAUCAGAUCUUGUAAUUUGCAA